Molecule: messenger RNA, 2312 nt
Organism: Helianthus annuus (common sunflower)
Lineage: Eukaryota; Viridiplantae; Streptophyta; Magnoliopsida; Asterales; Asteraceae
Product: putative pentatricopeptide repeat-containing protein At1g12700, mitochondrial
Exons: 1
Coding region: 1-1797 (598 amino acids)
Molecular function (GO): protein binding
Source: RefSeq, a predicted model, not a curated record
AUGAAUCGCACAGCUUUCAUCAAAUUCGGAGGUACCACCUCCUUCCUUCUUCAUUCUCUCUCAUCUUUCCAAUUCGGUACUCACACAGCUUCCCUUCACUCCAAUGUUUCCUCUUUGAUUCAUAAAAUUACCAACUUGAAUGAUGCCUUGAACCUGUUUGAUGAAAUGUCACACACACGCCCUUUGCCCUCUGUUGUUCAUUUCACUCAGUUGUUGAAUGCUGUUACCAAAAUGAAACAUUUUUCUUCUUCUCUUCAUCUUUUCAACCAAAUGUGUGCAAUUGGUGUUCCCGUUGAUAAAUACUCAAUGAGCAUUGCAAUCAAGUGUUGUUGCCAGUUGUAUCGCUCCAAAGACGGGUUUGCACUCCUAGGAUGCUGCUUUAGGCGAGCUAUUCCACCCAAUGUGUACAUAUUUAAUGCACUCUUAGACGGACUCGUCCUUGAAGAUAGGAUUCUUGAAGCAGAGAUGUUAUUCAAGAAGCUCAUCAAACAAAAACUUUGUGAACCUAAUGUCGUUACGUACAACACAAUGAUUAAAGGCCUUUGCAAGUUCGGUAAUAAUGUUACAGCACUUGCUUUGCUCAGGCUGAUGGAGCAAAAAAACUGCAAGCCUGAUAUUGUAACAUAUAGCACCAUCAUUGAUAGUCUUUGCAAGGAUAAACUGAUUGAUGAUGCUUUCAAGCUCUUUAAAGAGAUGCUAUUUGAAAAAGGAAUUUUACCAGAUGUCAUUACCUACACCUCUUUAAUUCGUGGCCUUUGUAACUUAGGUCGUUGGGAUGAGGCCUCAAAGCUGCUAAAAGAAAUGGAGGAUGAGAACAUUUCUCCGGAUGUGCAGACCUUUACUGUAUUAGUUGAUGCUUUUUGCAAGGAAGGUAAAGUAGAAGAAGCUGAGGCUGUUAUCAACAUCAUGAUUGAGAGAGGUAAGGCUCCAGAUUUAGUGACAUACAACUCACUUAUUGAUGGUUACUGUCUGCGAGGUGAAAUGAUUAAAGCAAAAAAACUUUUUGAUUCCAUUACACUUAGAGGCCUCGUUCCUGAUGUUGUUACUUACAGUAGUUUAUUGAAUGGGUAUUGCAAGAAUCUGAAUAUUGAGAAGGCUGAGCAAAUGUUUCGUGAAAUGUCUGGAAAAGGUUUAAAACCCGAUGUAGUCACUUACAGCACCAUGAUACAAGGAUUUUUUCAGGUUGGGCGUUGUGUAGCUGCGCGCAAACUCUUUGAUGAGAUGCAUGCACAAGGCCAAAUUCCAAAUGAAUGCACUUAUGGAAUAGUUUUAGAUGGCCUUUGCAACAACCAUCUAGUAGAGGAUGCGCUCUCUUUGUUUCAUUUGGUGGGUAACAGCAAGCUUAAUUCUAAUGUUGCUGUGUACAACAUUCUCAUUGAUGGUGCAAGCAAAAAUGGGAAAGUGGAUAUUGCGAGGGUUGUUUUCCAAGGUCUAACUGAUAAAGGCUUGCAACCUAAUGUUCGUACAUACACUGUGAUGAUAAGUGGUUUUUGUCAGGAAGGUCUAUUGGGGGAAGCCAAGUUGUUGUUUCUUAAAAUGGACGAGAGUGGCUGCCCGCCAGAUGAUGUUACUUACCGUGUUUUACUCCAAGGAUAUCUAAAGAACAGGCACUAUGAUGAUGUGGAGAUGCUUUUACAGGAAAUGGAUGAUAGAGGUUACUCACUUGAUGCUUCGACUUUAUCGUUAUUUAUAGAUGAUAUCGCAGCUGGUUUACUAGAUAGAAGUAUGCUUAAGCUGUUAGGUAAGCUUGUGCCAAAAGAAUUAUUGAACGAUCCUAGCUUGUGCGACUGGGAGUGAAACUGAGAUAGUAAUUGUGGGAUGAGAAAUGAAGAGAAUAACUUACAAAAUGUAGAAAGCAGGAAAUCUCUACCAAAUUCUAUUUGGUUGUUAUGUGGUUUUACAUGUGUGUGGUCACUAGACAUUGUCCAUUUAAUGAACUCACAACGCUUAUACAUUUUUAAGAGUUUUCAAGAACUUGCUACGGUUGGUUAUUUAAGAGUUUUCAAGAACUUGUUUAACCGUAUCCCCCAACCUGACCCCUACAUAGUAAAUGAAAAUGAAGAUUUGAGAUCACAAAAGCACAGCAAAGGCCACUUAGCAAUCCAUUUGUGGAAUGGCAAAGGGGGAUGUUUGAACCUUGCCAUUGGUGAUGCUUUUCAUUGAUGGUUCUUUUUUAUUUUUAUGAGGUUGGUUAUAUAUAUGUCUGGAAAGAAGGUGAUGAUUGUAUCAUAGUGCCAGAGUGGAGGUCAUCUGUGUUUAUGUACAAUGCAACAUUUGUGUGAACGAUAAAAGACCAAAAAACUUCAUUUGCC